GCAAUCCGUUCAGAAGGAAUAUAAGGCCCAGGUUUCACAGAACUACCUUGAAAUUCAUCUCUUUUGGGCUGGAAAUGGGACUUGCUGCGUACCUGAUUUUGGUACUUAUGGACCUGUUAUUUCGGCCAUCAGUGCUACACCAGAUUUCCCACCUACUAUCGUUCCGAACCAUCCAACUAGUAAGAAGAAUAGGAUGGGGCUGAUUCUGGGGAUUGUUGUUGGUGGUGGAGUACUUUUGAUUCUAUUGUUGUUGGUUUUCUGUAUAGUUCAAAGAAGAAAAAAGAUUAACACCAGUAAAAAUGAAGAUCUGUUGGGAAUAGAUAUUGGACCACUCACUUUCAGUUUUUCAGAGCUAAAGACAGCUACAGAUGACUUUAGUCCAGCGAAUAAGAUUGGAGAGGGAGGAUUUGGACCUGUCUAUAAAGGUACUCUUAAUGAUGGAAGAGUAAUUGUCGUGAAGCAAUUGUCUGCAGCAUCGCAGCAAGGAAAAAAUGAGUUUGUAGUGAAUUUGCAUGGAUUCUGCACUGAGGGAGUUAAACGGCUCCUUGUCUAUGAGUAUCUGGAAAACAAGAGUCUUGAUCAUGCAUUAUUUGCAGGAAAAAGAAGUUUGAAUCUUGAUUGGUCAUCGAGAUUUGAUAUAUGCUUGGGCGUGGCUAAAGGUUUGACUUAUCUCCAUGAGGAAUCAAGGGUACGAAUUGUACACAGAGAUGUGAAGGCCAGUAAUAUUCUGCUCGACUCUAAUCUCGUCCCCAAAAAAUAUCAGAUUUCGGUUUGGCCAAGCUUUAUGAUAAUAAAAAGACCCACAUCAGUACUCUUAUUGCGGGAACAAUUGGGUAUCUUGCACCGGAAUAUGCCAUGCGUGGACACCUAACAGAGAAGACUGUUGUGUUUGCCUUUGGUGUUCUUGCUCUAGAAAUUGUCAGUGGUAGACCAAAUUCUGACCGGAGCUUGGAAGGCGAGAUGAUUUAUCUUCUCGAAUGGGCUUGGCACUUGCAUGAAAACAAACGCGAAGUUGAACUAGUACUUCAGGUGGAUGCAGAUAUUUAUGGAUCCGCUAAAAAGACGCUUACCCACAGGAGAUUGGAUGUCUAUCAUGGAAACGUAAGUCGCUCGUUUACAUAUUGAUCACACAUGCCUCAAAUUUAUGAAAUCUGUUUAAUACACUUGUUGCCUCCUUUCAUAUAUAGUACAUCAUUGAUCAUAUUGUUGUUUUGGUAUAGUGCUAUGCGUAUGUAUAAUGCUGAAAAGAAUAGGCAAGGCUGGAGUUCAAUCCAAUGGAAACGUUUGGUUGGCAUUCCUCCCCAACCUAGCAAUAAGGAGUGCUGGUACUUUAUCAUGCGAUACAUGAGAGAUAUCAUUGAGGAUAAAGAUUUGUCAUUGUUUCCUUCCAAGUGGGAGAGGAGAGGCAGCAACCAAUACACCCAAGCGCAUAUUGAUCAAGUGCGAAAUGAGUGGGGGAAGUUUGUUGUCAACAAAUAUGUGCAUGAGCCAUGAAGUAGCGCGCUUGUUGCUGGUCCAUUUUUGCUAAGGAAAGCAUAUUUUUUUGUGCUUCU
Molecule: messenger RNA, 1553 nt
Organism: Rosa chinensis
Lineage: Eukaryota; Viridiplantae; Streptophyta; Magnoliopsida; Rosales; Rosaceae
Product: probable LRR receptor-like serine/threonine-protein kinase At1g56140
Exons: 9
Coding region: 194-871 (225 amino acids)
Biological process (GO): protein phosphorylation
Molecular function (GO): protein kinase activity; ATP binding
Source: RefSeq, a predicted model, not a curated record